AUGAAUGAUANAAAUAAUGGUAAUGAUUAAUAAUUAAAUAAUGUCAAUGCUUAAUGUCUAUUUAAUAAAGUGAAAAAUAAUCAAUAAAAUAUAGUAAGCAUUUCUGGUGAUGAACCUCCUGAAUUUGAAAGUCCAGAAAAACAUGAAGAAAAAGCAUAAAAUACAUAACAAGAAGAAUAUUAAUAUGAAACGAGAAAGUCUCCUGAAAAAUUUAAUAUUUAAGCUUCUCCAAAAUAGGAUGAAUCAGAAGUACCUGCUAUUCCACCAUAAAUAGUUAUACCUUAUAAUUAACAAUAAGUUAAAGGAAUGGAUUAUAAAUUUGUUGAAGGUGUUUAUUUGCAACCUACAUCACCUACUAAACCUUAAUAAUCUGAAUAAUCAUAAGAUAUUUAACAAUAAUACAAUUUUAAUUAAUAGAAUAGUAUUGAAUCUACUCCUGAAUCCACUCCUGAAUCUACUCCUGAAAGGAAUUAAAAUGAUAAAAAGAUUGAUAUGAUGUCAAUUAGUUUAUAAGAAUUUGUUAGACCUAUUAAUUAAACUAAAUUUACUAGUGAUAGCAAAACUGAAUAAUAAAAUGAAAAAUAAUCUAGUCCAAAUAAACGAGUAGAAGAUAUCAUUAAAAAAUAUUCUAAUAUGUCAAAAUCUGUUACAUUUGGAUAAGCUAAUAUUGGAACCAAUAAACAAAUUGAUAAUUUAUCAUUGAAAAGAAAAAAAUCAAUGGAAUCAUCAUUAAGACUUAAAUAAUUAGAUUAGGUAUAAAGUGAAGAUUUUAAAAUUCUAAAAUCAAAUAAAGAAGAUACUAAAAUAUUAACAAGUGAUAAUAAAAGAAUAUUGAUGGUAGAUGAAUUAGAUAAAGAACCAGAAGUUAAUUCAUUAAGAAAUAGUUUAGUUAAUCUUAGUAAUAUGAGUUUUUCAAGCACUUCAAGUAAAAAAAGAACUAUCAAAUUUAAAAAACCAAAAAAAUCUCAAUCAAUUGGAUAAGAGAUUAAUUUAAAUGUUUCAGUUCCUGAAGAGUUGUAAGCUAAUUAAGGAUUAGUAUUUUCAUUAUCAAGUUCAAAUUCAUUAAGAGAUUCCUUUUUAAGUACUUAAAGUAGUGUUACUGAAGAGAAAAAGUUUAGAUAAGCUAAUAAAAAGGAUUAAAGAUUUUUAAAUUAUAUUAGAAAUAUUAAAUGA
Molecule: messenger RNA, 1173 nt
Organism: Paramecium sonneborni
Lineage: Eukaryota; Ciliophora; Oligohymenophorea; Peniculida; Parameciidae
Source: the annotation of a GenBank genome assembly